Messenger RNA from Porites lobata, 6852 nucleotides. Lineage: Eukaryota; Metazoa; Cnidaria; Anthozoa; Scleractinia; Poritidae. The record is from the annotation of a GenBank genome assembly.
AUGGCAACAAUUUGUAGAGGUAGUUUUGUUCUUCGAUCUUUGGUUCGAAGAGCAGUUUUCUGUCGAUUAUAUUCAAGUAAGUUUGUGCAAUUGAUCUUGAAGAAAUUUUUGCUUCAAUUUAGGCUUCCAAAACUCUAACCGUAGAGUUAUGAUCUCUUUGCAGAUGGCGGUUCGACUCAGGUGAAGUGGAAAUUUUUUUGUUUGAUAUCCAUCGUUUUACACGUGGAAGCCAGCAAUAGGCUGAAGUACAUUCGUAACCUUCACUGGAGAAUUAAUGGUUUUCACUCGAGACUCUUUGCUCCCACUUGACUGUUCCAAAAGGAAGGAUUCGUAGAAAAAGUUCUUUGUAAUUUCAUCCAGUCAUUGUUCCAUCUUGAUCAAGUCUCAACGUAACCUUGGAAUUCUGAAAAUGGGCGCAAAAUUUCUGGCUUCAAAAGAUUCGAAAGAAACGUUUUAACGGACUCGUUAAUGUUAUGAUAGCUGCCAGACCUUAUUUUUUUCAUAACAGAAAACGAAAAAUGUAACAACUUGAGGAAUGCCUUUUGGGGGGCGUGUUAGGGGGAUGGGCAGAUAAGGGCCAUUGAGGGGGGAAAAUGCCACUGCACUGAAUUGGAUUCCAGUCUGAGCCAGAUUGCGACGAUAAAAUGUAAGAUGCAGUCAAUAGCACUGGAUUGAAUGGAUAUGUCAGAAUCUGUAAAACUGCAGAAACACAAAUGGAAUGAGACCGGGAAUGAGAAGAUCAAUAAUUAAUGCUAAAAUUGAACGGGUUAAAAGUUUUUUAACCUAGGUUGAUUCUCAAUUUCCUUUGUCUACCAACCCUGAUUAUUCGUGAAUUAUGGCUAGGAGUCAAAGGAAAUUGAGAAUCAACUUAGGUUAAAAAAAUUUAACCUGAAUUUAAUUUUGACCUGUAACAUCAACACUAUGCCUGGAGUAGUUGUUGAAGUCAAAAAUAAUAUAGUUAAAGACAAAAGCAGCUAUUGGCGGUGUUUUUUACCGACUGAAUAGCAAGGUCAUGCUCAGAAUAUCUGAACAACAUACUACUAUUGAUUGUUAUUGAUCUCUGUUAUGGGGUAACAAUAAAUAAUUUAUUUUCUGUGACUUCGAUUAUUAUUGAUUCCUGAUAACAACUGAAGUCACAGAAAAAAAACCCUGAAGUAAUCAAAAUUUUGGAAGAUUUCUUGCCAGCCUGAGAUUUACAGUAAAGGCUGAUGUUUUGUGAGAUGCUUCAUUUUCAAUCAGCCCUUCCAAAAAAAAUACCACUAAAUCUUUUUUCUGCAUUUUAGGAGGAACCAAUUGGUUUUAUAGGACUUGGAAAUAUGGGAGGCCCUAUGGCAAAGAAUCUUUUAGAUGCAGGACACCAGGUGCUUGUCCAUGAUGUGAUGCCUGAGGCUGUUGUUGAUCUCAGAGAACUGGGUGCUGCAACAGCUGCCACGCCCAGUGAGGUGGCAUCCAAGACCUCAAAAAUUGUCACCAUGUUACCAUCAAGGUAUGUUUACUUUAGUUAAUUUUUGUUAUUUAUAGUUGAAUUCUCUAGACACUGGUUAUGUUUGGUAAUAGAAACACUCCUAGUAACAUAUGCAAGCUGGUCAAAACGGAAUUUUGAGCAGUUUCUUUUACAUACUUUGGUCUAAACAGGACAUAUUCUGAUACUUAUUAGUUUACUUAGCUUCCCUAAUAGGAUGCGUUGUUACAUUUAGAGAUAACAUAUUGUCAGGGUUGUCACUAAGAUUUCAAGUUGCCGGGUAAAUACAACAGGUAGGCGGGGAAUCAAACGGCUAGGGAUUUCUUUUGGUUCUAUUUUUCUUCCAUUUUCCAAUAAAAGUAGCCGGGGGCCACUCUCUUAGUAGCCGGGGAAAAUCCCCGGCCCCUGGCUCUUGAUGACAACCCCGCAUAUGUGCAGUCAACUCAUAUGUGCAGUCAACUCGUAACGACGAUUUUUGGCACAUAACACAUGGUUCAAAUUUUGGAACAGUAUUGCAGUCAUUCAAAGGAAUGUAACAACAAUGUUGUAACGCUGUGUUGCACUAAAAUUGUUCUUGUGGAUCAUCCUGUGUAACAUCCCCUUAACACAGCAGAGAUUCCAACCCUCCUGAUUUAAAGUGUUACCUUCUGCUCUCCCAAUUUUUAUCAGAUUCUACCCAUACAUCAUGAAAUUCUGAAAACAUGGAAAAAAUUGCUUACCUUGAAGUAAUUUUUUGCAAUCUGAUUGUAAAACAUUACAUACAUUCGAACCUCUCUACAACGGUCACCUUGGGGACCGAAGAAAGUGGCCAUUGUUAAGAGGUGGUCGUUGUAGAGAGGUUUUAAACAAAGAGUCAAUGUGUGGAAUUUUUUUUCGGCCAUGAUUAAAAAAAGUGGCCCUUGUAGAGAGGUGGCUCUUAGCACAGGUUCGACUGUAUUACACUUUCCUAUCCUACAAGGUCUCACCCAGUCUCUCCUUUGAACACCGCUGCAGUGUCAAAAUGCAGGAAAUGCCGCUUGAGAGAAAUUAAAUUUGCGAAAUUUCCUGGUGAGGCAUACCUCCAGACCCCCCAAGAGGCCCACACCUAAGGUGCUUGUUUGAAUACCUUCGGCACUAAAAAAUACUUCCUAUUUUCCUUCAAAAGGAGUUGGAGUCUCUCAGACACACACCUUUGGGACCAGUAGUAAGUGUCUGUGUAAGAGUGAUGUCCUUUCAAAGAGUCAAAUAAAGGGGCUAAAGGAAGGCAGGGUUCUUUAGGUGUUUGUCUUAUAGAGUUGUCCAUUAAGAGAGAGCUGAUUGUAGUUGAGGCUUUUCUGUUUCUUAUUCUUACAGCCCUCAUGUCAAAGAAGUAUACUGUGGUGAAAAUGGGAUCCUCAGGUAUGUUACAGGAAAAAAUGCAAGAGAUGUUGUAAAAAUCUAAAAAAUAAUGAGUCUAUUGUAUCAUAAAGGAGUAGUAAUCUAAGGGAAAAAAUUUCAUUGGGUUGGUACCGUAAGACUCGUAAUGUUCUUCUGAUGAGGAACUCCUACUUGAUAUCUAUGCAACUCUUCUGAAUUUAGUCAACAACAAAUCUCUACAUUUUCCGUGUAGGUUGUUUUAUCUCCUGAAUAUAGACUGAUGAUGUCUACCCCAUCAUGAUGAGGCAUAUUAACAAAAUUUGUAAAUAUAAAAGUGAUUAUGCUGCCAAUUGAAAGGUGAUUUCCAGCAUUUUAGCUCAGGUAAUCAAGUGAUACAUAUAUGUACCCUUUUGCUUCAGUGCUGUGAAACCAGGAUCAUUGUUGACUGACACCAGUACAAUAGAACCUGCUGUUGCCAAGGAAGUGGGAGAACUGGUACAGAGCAAAGGAGCAGUAUUUUUGGAUGCACCAGUCUCAGGAGGUGCUAAAAGUAUUUUUUGUUAACCAGUGUAACAUUAUAGUCAAUAGAGGAAAUUACACAGGAUGCCAUAGUGGAAAAGGACAUUUGCCCCAAAAUCUUCUCGUAAUUUAUUAAUUAUUUAUUAAAUAUUUGCUACCAUGGGCAGCCCCAGUAUUUAGCAAGGAAGCGAAGGUUUCUGGAAUGUCAGCUCUAGGCCUUACAUGUAGUUUGAUUGAAGAACUCUGAGACCUUUUAUCCCCAGAAAUUAAUUCUCUGGGAGAGAGACAUUUAGAGGCUCUUUAGUAAAUAACUAAAAUUCCAACUAAAAAGCUAAGGGGUGAGGGAACAGCCACCUCGGCCCUCUUCCUGCUUUGUGCAUGGUUUAAGUAAGGUUUAGAGAGGCUUGUGCAAGAAAUGCCAGGCUUGUUGAGUGUGAUACAGUAAAACCCGGGGACUGAUAGCCUGUACUGCUAUUUAAGCAUAAUGCUACAUCUAGAAGUUUUUUAAUUUGAUGGUAGAUCCACACUGGAUCUUGUUGCAGAGGCUUUCCGGCAGCACUUACUGAAAAAGCUGUAGGUGCAUUCAAUCUGGAAACAACCACAUUGCUAUAGAAAAUUUCAGGGUUCUACAGAUCAUUGCCACUGGCACUACACUAGUCUCUUGCUCUGAUUUUCUUUAAAACCCUUAUCAAGAACCUACUCUAAAACGAUAAUUCUCAUAAUUUGUAAUCCUAGGUGUGACAGCAGCUAAAGGUGGAACUUUAACAUUCAUGGUUGGAGGUGAGGAGGAAGCUUAUGAACAAGCAGCAAAAUUAUUGCAACACAUGGGGAAGAAUGUGAUUCACACGGGACCAUCUGGCACGGGCCAGGUGAGAUAAAACACUCUUUCGUUUUGAUCCUUCUAAACAAAAAAAGGAAGCACUGGACAAACACUAUAAUUCUUAGCAGAGCUAAAGCCCAGGAGGGUACUCCGGAUUUCAAGUGACAGGGAUGAUCAAAUGGGGGCAAAAAUCAAAACCCCAAAAAAUCUCUAGGGCUUCAAACAAAACUAAAAAAAAUCCCUGGACUGACAUUUAACCCUGCCAAAAAUCCCAUGCCUAAUUUCUGAGCCAUAAAAAUUUACUUGCGGAACCAUGCGGCCGGGAUACAUGGGAACUACCAUGAAUCUUCAGAUUGAAGAUACUUGCCAAAAUUUUCCAACCCCCCCAAAAAUCCCAACAUUGAAAAUUUCAAACCCCCAAAAAUCCUUCAAUCAUCCCUGUCCCUUGAAAUUCGGAGUACCCCGCUGGGAGAUAAAGCAGGGUUGUGAUCUACAUGUACCCGCAAUCAUGGCCCCCCACAAAAUUUGCCUUGUUGAACCUCCAUACCUAGCAAAAGGGAUUAGUUUUUGGGCUCCUUUCAAUUUUUUCUAGGGCACAGCCUUCAUUGAAAUUAGGGCAAUAAUAAUCAGAAAAUAAUAAUUGCAACAAUAGAUUUUAAGUAGAGAUGAUCUCUCUGAGAGUAAAAGUAAUUAACUUACCCUACUUCUGCCCAUGUUGCUUUUAUAAUAAAGUUAUUCUUUUAUUAUUUUUGCAUUAUUGUAUUUAAAAAAAAUCUCUGUAAAAUAUAUAGUAUCGUUACAGCCAGCAAGUAAACCAUCAUCCCCUUUCUAAAUUUCCUGGAUUCACCCCCGAUUUGGAGUGUCUGCUGGGGAAAAAGAGAAGUUGUUGACAAAGUCCAGCUACUUAAAUUUCACUGGUCGUUUUUGAAUAUCAUUUGUGUUAAAGAAGUAUUUACUAGAGAGUUAUUCAUAGCCUGACAAUUUUUUCCAGGCUGCUAAGAUCUGUAAUAAUUUACUACUUGCUGUGAGUAUGAUUGGAGUAUCAGAGGCUAUCAAUCUUGGAAUUCGCCUUGGCUUGGAACCAGAAAUGAUUGCACAAGUGAUCAACACAAGCUCAGGGCGAUGUUGGUCAAGUGAUACUUACAAUCCUUGCCCCGGAAUUAUUGAGGGCAUUCCUUCAAGUAAUAAUUAUCAGGGAGGUUUUGCAUCACAACUUAUGACAAAGGUGAGCAGAGAUGAUUUUUUUGGCAAACUUAUUUUUUGGGCACGUGCAUCAAUUUAUUUGAAGUACAUUGAAUAACACACAACCAUGAAAGAAUUUGCUCAUUUAAGUAAGAAGCUGCAAAUACUAAAAGCUUCAGAGCAGUUCUUGUUUGUGGACUAAGGCAUUGGUUUUAACUUUGAAAGAAUUUCUAAGGUGCACUAUUCAAGUCUUGUCAAAUUCAGUGUGCUGUUUACUGAAGACAAUUUCCAAGGAAACAAAACAUUGGGCAUUCCUUAAAUUGGAAAUUAUGAUGUACUACUGCUUAGUGCAAAGUCACUCAUUCAUCAAAUGAAGGCUCCUGAAUAGUUGAUCUGGUUCUGUUAUCAAUCACAAUUUGAUACUAACUGUUUCUCUUUGUAACACAAAGGAAAUGAGUUCAGUUGGUGGAAUUUCUUUUCUUUUGCAGGAUCUUGGGCCUUAUUGUAUCUAAACUCAUUCAGACAACUGUCAAAUUCAGUGUACUGUUUACUGAAACAAAACGUUGAGCAAUCCUUGGGUUUUAAAGAAAAAUAUUAGGCCUAAAUUCUUUGGAGAAAAUUAUGAUUUACUGCUGUUCUUCAAAUGCUGGCCCACUGAAUAGAAAUCAUGAUUUGAUACUCUUUGUAACAUUAAGAAAGAUGAGUUGAAUUGUUUUUUUUCUGAUGUAGGAUCUUGGACUUGCUCAGAGUGCAGCCACAUCAACCCAGACUCCAACGCCAAUGGGCUCAUUGGCGCAUCAGAUCUACAGAAUAAUGUGUAACAAGGGAUAUGCCAAGCUGGACUUCUCAUCUGUGUUUCAGUACCUCAAGGAAAAUAAUAAUCAUUAACUGAUUCUGAAUUUUUUUUGUGUAUGUGUGUGUUUAUUAUCCUAAUGCUUAUGUCUCAACCCAGUCACUUGCGUAGUCUUAUAUGGCAAUCUGUCUUCAAGUCAUGUACGCGUGUGGUCCACAGUGUUGUGUUGUGAUCAUUUGAUUGACCUUUUUGGCACUACUUUCACUUGGCACUAUUAAGUCUUUUUGUAUUACAAAAAAACCAAAGUGUACAUUUUCUAUGCUGGAUAAUAUUUCUGGCUCUCUGGAGAGUGGAAGGAAUGAAAAAAUGUACAGAUAGCUUUACCAUAAUUUUCACCUUUCACAUGCCACCUUUAUUUGCUUUCUGUAUUGCUUCUUCUUUCUCUUUUGCAACUUUCUUUUCGUUUCUGAAGCCACCUUUCUCCACAUGCUCUAAGAAUUAAUACCUGUCUAGUUAAGAUUAUAAUGACUUCUUUCAUUUGGCAACCCACUGACAGAAUUUCGUGAAAGUUUUGCUCCGAAAUUUGGGUCACUUAGUGUGAGCUAGUUUUUUUGACGAUUGGAACCCAGCAAAAAUAAAAGGCAUCUGUUUAAUGUAGUUAGCAUUUUCAGGAUCAGGCAGCAUAAAUUGUUCACUGCUCUGCUUAUAGUACUGAUGCCCUUUUAUUGGCUAGGGAAUAAU